AUGGACUAUCGCCUCCUCCUAAGAAAAUGGAAUGAUGGAGAGAGCAUAGUCAAGAGGAUCAUUGACGUAGGUUUCUUUAAAAACGAAGAACUUGCGACAAUCUUGGGGACUUCUAAACGGACUAUUGAGCGAAUUGCUGCAGAGAAUACUGAGAGUGAAUCUGACGAAGCGGCUGGAAGAGAAGAGGCACUAUCCAGAUCUCCCCUAAAGCAUUGAAGUGAUGAAGACUUUGCUGAGGUCAUUAAAGGAAUGUGAGAAGGAUACAGGCUUUGUCAGCAAGGCAAGUUUUGAGGGCCCAAUUCAAAAGAAAGACAGUUGACAUCAGCGAAGAACAGCUAG
Messenger RNA from Blepharisma stoltei, 339 nucleotides. The record is from the annotation of a GenBank genome assembly. Lineage: Eukaryota; Ciliophora; Heterotrichea; Heterotrichida; Blepharismidae.